Bradysia coprophila is the source of this 3223-nucleotide messenger RNA. RefSeq lists its product as uncharacterized. The record is from RefSeq and is a predicted model, not a curated record. NCBI's taxonomy places the organism in Eukaryota, Metazoa, Arthropoda, Insecta, Diptera, Sciaridae.
UAAUGGGCAUCAGCUACGGUUUGGUGGUUUUAAUUUCGUCAACAAUAUUUACAUAGCUGGAAAAUUGCAAUAAACCAUUCUGAAUGUAAAUAAAAUUAAAAAUUUCGUAUCGCUCAUAAAGCCAUUCAGUUACGUGGUGGACACAAAAUUUGUUGUGUUUUGUUGUUGUUUUUUAAAGGAAAAAUAUUUUUGUGUGGAAACGGUGGAAACGCAUUCUGUUUAUGCGUAAAAAAUGUGUUCUCACAAAUACGGAAGUACAGUUCUCGUUCCGAGAUAACUUAACCGAAUGAUGAACGUAGUGUCCAAUUUUAAUAUUUUUACGAAACUAAAAUCAAGUAACGAGAUGUGGAGAGACUGUGAAAAAUGGAAAGCAGUGUGGAAAAUGUACAUUUUAGGUUUUAUCUGCUGCAGCAGCGAUUUAUUUACAUUCGGACUGGAGUCUCAUUUCUACAAAACGCAAGGUGAUCGCUUGAUCCAAAACGCUUUACAAUCAUCCGAGUAUGACAUCCAUCUGGAAGACUUCUUUUGGACUGGUUCUGGAGAUGGCCCUCCAAGUUAUAGAAAGUCCGUGAUAGAGAAAAGUAACUCUCGUGACACAAUAAUUACAACAUCAACAGUUGUUGCAACGGUCUACAUUGAUGGAAACAUGGACUUGGAAUCAGAUCCGUUAUGUUUACAUGACUGUACCGAGUCGAAUACAUAUGCAUCCGGGUAUUUACCCUCCGACAGACGAUACUGGUUGCUAACUGUUCUCGCUGGAUAUUUUUCACAGGAAGACUAUCCGAUUAUUGAAGAUAAGCUGGCACAACUGUAUCGUAUGGCAUUUUCGAGACAACAGUCCUGGCACUUGGGCAUAUCCCAAACCAUAUUUGGUAAUCGUACCGAUAACCGUAAAAGGAGUCUGAAUUCGAUGAAUGUUUCUUCAUUUACGCACCAAAUCUCUCCGGAUCAAACUGACAGCAAUGUUGAGAAUGUUAGGGAAACCGAAACUGUUUCAAAUCCACACCCAAAUUACCAUCGCUUGAGGAAAAGAGACGCGUUGAAUACGACCGUGGAAAGCAAUAAGGACGCGUAUGUGAUCGUUCCAUCAUCGAAAAAACGAGCUUUAAAGGGAAAUGGAGAUAAUCGACGAAUCAACGUUGUUGUUCAUAACAUUACGGCGUUGGUUAGUGACGAUAGUCGAUUGGUCGAUGAUAUUAGGGGAGACAGUACAGUCCCUAGCUUUAGAAAUCAGUCCGCUGGCAACCAGACCGAAAUCAUUUAUUCGGUGUUUGUGGACAGAAAGCCAGUGCUUGCCAAGACAGCAGCCGAUGACAUGAAAUUGGUCACGGAGGAGGAAGUGGCUCGGGUCAUGGAGAAAUUAGUGUUCAUAAAAGCAGAACCAUAUUUGAAAGAGCCACAAGCGACUCCAUUAAUACCAUCAACUGAAGUGAAUCAAAACUCAAAUCUGAUAGCAGUUAUCGGACAAAGUCCGACCAUGAUCAUUAUUGCAAUUAUCGCUACGAUAUUAUUGGUCGUGUUAUUUAUCGGCUUAUUACUGAUGACCCGGGCGAAAAGGAAACGAUCAGCUGAAGUUAAGAGACUCACCAGCCGGUCGUUCAAGAAUCAAUCAACAGGUCACCUUCAAGAAAUCGAAAAGGCCGACAGUGAAAAUGGAAUUGAGAACAUAGCAUUCGUAAAUGAUGCUGAUAGUGUUGGCAAAAAAGACACAGAUGCGAUGAUGGCUGUACAGAAGAGAAAGACCGAGAAUCCUGUGCUACAUUUUCCACAUCCACCACUAUCAUCACCUAGCAGUUCGACAUCGGAUUCGUCUAUCUUUUACCCAAAGCGACGAUCUCGGCUAGACGUAGAAAAUAUUCUCGAUGAGAAACCAAUCGCUCAUUUCGAUUCGAAGGGUGCCGAGCCGCCAAUAUAUGCAACUGUGACGAAGAAAAAGGAAAAUCGCAAGAAAAUCAAACGAAAAUAUCUAUCAGAGAAUCGGGUUGGAUCGAUGGACGAACGGAACACAAACUCAUCGCAGAGUUCCACUUACAGCGAAGUGUUUGACGGAUCGGAAAAAAAUCAUGAACGGGACAGCAAACGACCAUUGCAGCAAUACAAUAAAAAUAAAAUUUUACAAGACAAUAAGUUUAGUGUACGGUCACCCGACGACGAACUUGAGUCGCCUACGGAAGCGUUUAACAAGGAAAUUCUACGAGCUUUACAGAGAGGAAGAUCACCUGGCGAUAGCAUCAGUAUUGGAUCAUAUUUAAGCAUGGCUUCAGUUAGAAGUUUCCCGAAAUGUACCGUACCAGAACCAUUAAGUAGAGUCCUGGAACCCGUUAGUAUGACACACUUAGAUCAUUCCGAAAUCGAGGGAUCAGACACCGGCGGAAUACCGAGAAUUGUUGACGCACAAUACAAGAGCGGACGAAAUGUGGGUGUUGGUCCUGAGAGCAAUAUUGAAGGUGACGGAGGCUUCAGCAGAAGUCAAAGUGACGGUGCCGAUCCAGGUGUCCUCAAUUGGGAAUUGCACAAGAGAAUGAUGGACAACAAAGAAGUCAUGAGUCCGCUGAGAGACCCAGUCCUAACGAGAACACGGUUCGAAGGUCUGCUAGAAGGUGCAAUCAAACUAUACUCGAAUGAUGAUACUCACACUGAGAUUGGCAACAACGACGUUCCUGGUGCAAUACGACCGAUAGAAAAUAAAUCAAAGUCCGCAAUGGAUAUGUACAGAAAUCGAGGGGAUUUAUCACGAUCAAUAUCUGAGCAUAAAUACAAUCGACCUUUCACCGCAGUUCCAUCAAAGACGAGUAAUGAAAAUCGUACAACACCUCCAUCGCCUUACAACAAGAAGGCUUGGGGUAGUAGUGCUCCCUCACCAUUGAUUCGACCGUUAAGUGCUGGUCCAUUUCAUAGGCCCGAACCGCCCGCCGUUGAUGUUGUUCGAGUGCUUGCUCCACAUAGUUCCACCAUUUUAUCCACCGCACCGCUUAUCGAAGCCAUUCAAAACGAGCUGAAGAAAUUUAACAAAUAGAUCGACGGUUUUGCGAUACAACUUACAAAAAGCGUGAAAUAAUAUAGGAACGUCAUUUCCAUUGUAACUGCCAUUUUUUUAGGUUUAUAGAAAAAAAUAGGAUUAACGGUUGCAUGGUAGAUUUGGAUAUUUUUACUGUGGCACACGAAAAUGUUUGUAAUUUCUUAUAAUAUUCAAAAUUAAACUAUUGAACCCGUCGUAUGUAUU